CACAGAUAGAAAAAACUGACGUGCGGUGUUUAUUUUGCUUUUUUCCUAUUUUAAUAAAAUUAAUCAAAUACUCUCGUUAAAUUUUUGUAAAACUGUACAUAAAAUAUAUGCUAUAAUUACGUCUUCCUUUAGAAACUUUAUCGCAUUUAUUAGUAAAAACAACUCAUGAUGAAGAAUAUUGGACGGUAGUGGUAUUGUGCAAGAUGUUUAAAAUAGAGUCAUAUGUAACACCUAUCCUGCUGAGCUAUGUGGACAAGUAUGUGCGGGACUUCAAACCAGCUGAUGCACAGGUGUCGCUAUGGGGUGGAGGAGUGGCGCUCCACAAUUUGGUGCUCAAGGCGGACGUUCUGCAGCAGGAAGUUGCUCUACCAUUCACUCUUGUAUCCGGCCGCAUCCACGAACUCCUCAUACAAGUACCAUGGACCAAGAUCAUGUCGGAGCCGAUCGUUGUCACCAUCGACACUAUAGAAUGUGUGCUAAGUCUGAAUCCACCUGUCUCGCCCGACGGCACGCCACCUCCUUCAUCACCCAGUCGGAAGACUCAGGUAGUGGAAGCUCCGCCGGGCUAUAUGCAGGCGCUGGUCCGGCGCAUCGUGAGCAAUAUAGCGCUGCGCGUGCAUCAUCUCAUCGUCAAGUACGUGCAGGACGACAUCGUCCUCUCUCUCAAUGUCAAACAUCUCGGCGUCGACAGUGCUGGACCCAACUGGGAACCCUCUUUUGCAGAUAUUGACCAGGCCCAACCAGUUAUAAGAAGGCUGGUGCAUCUAGAUGACCUGACAUUGUGUCUUGAUAAAUCAGAUGGCGAUGGCAAGAUACGGUUUUUUCAAGAACCCUUAUUGUAUAAAUGUCGGCUAGAUCUCAGAGUGCUGACUCGGCUAGUGUCAGCGAAUACACGGCGUGCGACAAGUUUGAACGUGCAGAUGCGAUCAUCGAAGUUAGCGUGGAGCGUCACCAACGAACAGUUGACUUUGCUGCUGCGGCUCGUCAAGGAGCGUCCCGUCACUACCGUCACGCCACCACCGCCCAAACAGUUUAUUGCACAAACACCUCUCCAUUCGACAUCCUCGAACUCAGCGGAGCCGACUCGCCAGGAGAGCUGGUCGGAGUGGGCUUGGUCCUGGUUGCCUACGUGGGUGGACCGUGACGUAGGCGUGGAGGAGGCACCACUGCCACCUAUUUCGCUGCCCAUUUAUUUCAGCGCUUAUCUAGAUGAAGUCUCCUUGGUAUUCAAGAUGAUGGAGAUGGAAACAGGCAGUCGCAAGCGGUCGCGCGCAGUACUGGAAAUGUCGGCAACGUUUGCCGCAAUGAAGACUUCGAUCUGCCAUCCUACCUACUUGAGGGUACGCCUCGGUGCAAGAGAGGUUAUGAUGCAAUCACAUGGGAAAUGUGUCUGCGGACACCUUAAUUAUAACGCUGCGAACUUAAAGCCGACAAUUUACGUAAAGAAGAUAAAAACGGCAUCACAGACAGAAACAGAGUGGACGUGGCCGAAAGAGGUGCUCGAUGAGAAGGUGGAGGUUGCUGAGGUCAUUGACGAAAACUUCUCAGCGACCGCAAAUGAGGAAUCCUUAACAAGUAUGAAAGAACUGAAGGCUACCUCAACUGAACUGAACCUCGACAAAAAGGAUCAGGACGAUAUUGAUGAGCUUUGGAAUAAGAUGGCGCCACUUGUGUUUUUGGACUACCUGCACGAACGAUCUCCUCCCUACCAGUUUAUGAACCCAUACGAAAACCCGCCUAAAGAUUUUGAAUACAGUGAUUGGGGGGAAGAAUGCAGUAUGACGAUAGCGGUGGAACCAUUGGAGUUCAGAGUGUGUAUGGGACUCAUACAUCGGUUGCAGGCGCUAAGGAAUAUAUACAACGAACACGCUGUUACUGAGCCAGACUUGCCCAAACGUGUGCUGACGGUAGAAGAGAAGGACUCUCUGACGGACAACCUGCCUCAGCGGCGCAUCAAACUGGAGGUUAUGGGUGCGCUGGUUAGGGUUAUGCCCUGGAAUCACAACGUGGCUGACCGCCAGCCCGUGCUGGAACACAUAGUGAUGGAACUCGAGCUUCCCUAUGCCAGUGCCAUCAUCAUGGCUCCCAUGUAUCCACAUAGAGUAUGUUCAGCUGCCAGUCAGAUGCCGACUGACUCCGGGUCCCUAUGGCAAGGCGCGAGACGGCACACAACAGUAACGCUCAACUCUGUACAAAUCCGAGUGGCCAAUCUUGAAGGCACUGCGACUCGGCCCUGCGCACGCGCCGACAUUAAGCUAGUCACACAUCAACUACUCCACAAAUCUUUCUUCCAAAACAGAGACUCCAUUGAGUUUGCUUAUCAUCUGAAAAUCAAAGAGAUGAGUAUAUGCGGCUCAUUAGCGCGGUUGCAGGCGGCCUACCAUAUUCUUACGUCACUAAUACUAGAAAAACGAUCCGUCGCUUUAAGGUACACUUCAUUACCGAUCGACGCACUAAACGAUGAAGACGCAGUGGCUAUAGAUCUGGCUUUGGAGGACUGCACAGUGCGGGGCUACAUGACCGAUAACGUUAAUAUGCAUGUUGUUACACUACACUCUGCCAAAGCCACUGCCCUACAUGCACCUAAGGGUGGUGAUGUAAAACAAGCGUGGCUAUUCUCAGCUCCCGAUGCUCCUACAACGACUCCCUAUCUACAUUCUACAAUUCAGUGGUGCACCGCCCCGGUGGACAACUCGUUCGACUACCUGGGCGUUUGGACAGAACCUAUAGCAUUUGCCGUGGAUCCACUGCUUAUAGCGUGGCUCACUUACAAGCCUACUGUUAAGUCUGAGGCAUCCCUGCCAGCGUCUGUAAAGAGCAUGACACAAACGCAACAGUCAUCGUUGCGUCGUCGUAGCACGCCUCCGUCUUCGAGCGGACGCGGCGGAAGUAGAGCAGGUUCAGGACAAGGCGCUGAAUUAAUUCAUUUUCGCUCACGCAGCCUCGGGUCCAGUAGCGAGCCAAGUGAGAAGAAAGACAAAGUUCCUGUACCUAAGAUCGUACCGCAGUUCACAAGCCGGCAACAAGCAGCGAUUGCGUCGGGUGAGAGGGUGAGUAAGCUGUACCGGCGGCUGCAGAAAAUGUUGCUCAACGUGGAGCUGGGACUGGCGCAGGUAUACGUCACCAUGAGCACCGCCUCCGCCGUGGACUGCCACACUCUCGGAGACGCCAUGGAACGACACGCCUCGGCCGCACACAGAGUAUUGGCUAUAUGUCUUGGCCGCUUUUUGAUGCAAUCGAACACUGUUACACAUCGGCUGUGGCAGAGCUUACGACAUGACGGACCCACUUUCCUUUCUGACAAGCCCACAGACGACUCGUUCCCAUGGAAGAUAAGCAUCGCAGACGUUUCUUGCUACACAUUAGAACUUCCUCACUUAUCCGCUGAUGUCGUGGGACAGGAGAAAGUGGGGAUCUCAGCUGGUCUCAAGUCUAAGCUGAAGGUUUCUGCAGCCCCUAGAGCUACUCGGAAAACUAUUUUGGAGCUAGUCACUACCACCGUCACAGUGUCCGUCGUCACAAAGUCAUUACAGUACAAGACCAUCUCCAGAAAGGAUCCGAAGAAGACUAGUAAGACAACGACAGAAGAAGAUCGGACAAUAAAAUACUUUACAAAUGGAAUGGAGUUCAAGCCGACAACAUUAAAGGAAUUUGUGCGCGGUCCAGCACACAGACGAAGCAAAUCUUCCGAGUCUUCAGAAACGUGUCAAACAGAUACGCCGUCCGAGGUGAUCACCAUCACAGACGGGCCGCUGGUCUCCUUAGGAAUUCACCUGCAUGCUGACACACCGCCUAUUAACAUACGUCUGGAGCAAAAUCAGAUUCAAACGAUAUCUGCGGCGAUCCACUGUUUGUCUCACAUCGACAUGUUGCUGAAGAGGCCUGCGAUCGUGAUCCCUAACAAAAGCAGCGUGACUUCAGUCAGCAGCUCCCAUAAAUCUCUCAUACGGUCGGUUUCGGAAAUAGAAGAAAUACCGAACGCAUCAGAAGAAGACGCGAGUGAGCAAUCUGAAAUUGUGGCGAUAUAUGACAGGGCAUUACAAUACAAGCGUCCUUUGAAGACAUUCUUCUGGUUCCAAUGGGUGGUGAGCCACGCGACAUUAGUGUUAGCCUCGGACAGUGUGAAGUUAGCGCUGGAUAUCGAUGACAUCAUCAGCACGGUGGAUUUACAAACCGAGUACCAUCAGCUUAAGAUCAAGGUGGCGUCUGCUUCCAUCAAACAUUAUAGACGGAGUGAAUUUAAUCAUUGGGUUGCUGGCGUGAUUGGCGGGAGGGUGUUGGAAGCACGAGAACCCACUAAGGCUGAAGAAGACACACACUUUCUGUCUGUCACUAUCACACAGGCGCAGGUAGCUGACUUGCCUUCAAGCUGGAAAGAAGAACUGCAUCCUAAGUUGUUAGAAUCUACUACGGACACGAUGUGGGAGGUGUAUGCGACCCUUGCUCCUCUAGAAGCGAUAAUCCAGCCGAGCGUUAUCGACAACAUUAUGACUCUGGUCAGGGAGUUGGUGCCAAAAGCAUUCUGUCCUUUGAAGGCUGAAACCGAGAAUAGAAUGACGGACUGGCAGUGGCCCUAUUUCUACUUAAUUGCGGGCGGCAUCAGGCUAGUCAUUGCCGGGGAGCAUGUGGGCAAAGAGAAAACAUUCGAUGAUACUAUCAUUCUCUAUAUCGGCGCGAUAAAUAUAGUACCGCACCCAGAAAAUCCCAUCUGUCGGCGAGCGGUUAACGCGGGGCCCGAUGGUGGCUGGCUGACGGUUAGCGGCGGGUUCGAGGGCCGACAGUACGAGGUUGUUGUCAAAGAAGUCUCCGUCAAAUCUACAAAGUUCCGAGCUAUAGCAUUAGCUGAGACAAUCUUAGACAACAAAAAGGGUGCGACCAUUGAGAACCCUGCGCUGAAAUGGACCCAACGUACCAAGAUACCACAAAUCAUUCCUAUAUUGCACUCUGUCGAGCUCUGCUGUGUGCUAGCUCCAGCGAUGUAUAUCGGUGGCGUGCUAGCUUGCGGUCCAGCUAUCGAGUUGAACCUAGUAUCGGACUGCAGCAUCGAGCUCAGUGUGGAACAGCUCGUCCUCUUCAAAAACCUACACCAAGAGUUUGUCGUCGACGUCUCCGUGGAACAGGACAGAAGUUGCAACGCCUUCGAGCGUGCACGGAUGUCGGUGGAUAACGAAAGCAUCUGUCCGUACGCCAACACCAUCAUGAACCAGCUCGAUCCUACUCCGGUCUGCGAGGAACCACCCGUCAUCGAGAACGCCACAACGACCAGACAAUCAGUAGAGAUGUGUCGUACGAUUUAUGACUCUGGUGUGGAGACUACAGCCUCUUCCUCAAAGACCAAGGUAACGGAUGACGUGCCUAUCAGGAAGUCCGUCUCCGUAGCCUUCGUGGAAACGGGGGAUGCGUCGAACUUUCUAGAAGUAUUCGUGACGAUGGGCGUGAUAGACCUGUCGCUGUACGUGUCGGAUGACGGCAGCCCCGAAGUGAUAGCUCUUAGACCACCCUCCGUUGAAUUUGUGAAGCCUGAUAUACCGCCCCCGCAGCCAGAGGAGACUCAAAAAGAAAAAGAAGAUAAACUUGAGGAUGAUGAUGCGUUACCGGCCACGAGUCGCAGUAUCACCGAGAUGGUGCGAGAAGUCGACAUUGGAACGACACUUCUGAACAACCCGUUACAGCAAGAAAAAAAUCAAGCGAGAGAGUAUGAGGGCAACAUACCGCUCAUACAAGUCACACUGUUCCAGCCGAACGUUUACUACUGGAAGAGAAAGACACAGAAGACGCUACAGCUAUCGUUGUUUAACGCGGGUGUGGCUCUCGGUAUGACAGACGUUCCAGGGCACUGGCACUCCGUAUUGCUUUCCACUGCGAAGGGAGUGCCUGAUCCAACCACUGACAUCCCUCCAGCCCUCGCCACAUUCAAAGCCGUAACACCUACAGGCAAUUUAUCGGCUGGAUCCAGUUCGAGCACGCGCGGUACUGUCCGCUUGGACAUUGAGCGGCCCGUACAGUUCGAAGUGACCACCGAGAAUCUGAGGAGAUUGCGGGACAUAGCGAUGGUUGUGACAUCGAGUCUACACCAAUCCCCGCCUCCACAACCAACACAAGACAAUGUAACGCCAAUGUUGUACAAAAUUAAAAAUCAUCUUUUAUCGGAAGGCAUGGAGGGUAUAACGAUCCAGACAAGUCAGAUCUCAGCCUCUGGCCACGAGGGCAUAAUAGGCUGGGACAGCUUCUCCCUGCAGAUUACGGCUUCUUCUCGUCCCGAGAGACUCAACGCUCGCGGUCUCGUAUCCGCGCUACUCGUGGCAGCCGGCCCGCCCGGAGACCGGAGACAUGUCAUCCUGCAGCCUCUCAUGUUGGGUUUUGAAGAGGAAGCAAAUUGGGAAGCUUGGCGUCGUGCAGAAGGUUGGCUGUCUAUGCGGGUGCCAACUGUAAAGAUUAAUGUGGAGCUCGAUGACGUCACCGUGGACCUCCGGCCUUCCGAUCUGGCCACCCUUCAUCGGUUGGAAAAAUCUUUUAAGGAAUUGACUAAGAUGCAAUCGAUGCCAGCAGAUCAAGAUACGAAUGAGCCGAAUAAUACGGACACGUACGUGACUACGGACUCGGCUUCGACCCGCAGCAUCUUGAAACCUUCUCAGUCUUUCAUUGCCCCUGAGACUGAGUCCUGCGACCAUUUCUACAAAGAUGAUCUUAGGAGUGGAGCUUUCAAGAUUUUGAGUGGCGGUCAGUUGCCUAUGGCGUACCAAGUGAUGCUACACGGCAGCGCGGUGUCUUGGCGAUACCCUCACCCCAGAGCCAUCACUAGACUCGUUGCCUUCCCUUUACCCGGACAGGAAAAGGAAACAAGUUGUGUGCUGGAAUUGUACAAUAGUAUGUUAUCGAAGUGGGAGUCACAUACGUACUUCAAGAUACCCGUCGGGGAGCCGAAGGAGCUCAGUCUGUUCGUCAGGCCGCCAGAAACGGUGUUUGCUAUAAUGUGGCGGUUCCGCGUUUGUGAAGACCCCCAGUCGCCCCCAGCGCCUUACGAGUUUGUGUCAAGUCGGUUCCUGCCACGAACAGAUCCCUUGGUAACGGAAGAUCAUCCAGUGCAAAGUAAAGUCACGCCCGUAUCCGGAGUGACGGCGGAGCAACUGUCGGGAGUUUUGCGCGUCGACUCAUACUUCGCGCCACGUCUUCUGCCGCAGAUGAAAGCUGUGAUGCGUGUUGCCAGUUUUAACCUGCACCUACAUAACUCACUGCCUACUUUGAAUAGUGGCGCGAUGUACCUAGAAGGCUACUACGUGUCGAAGCCACUGAUGCGUACUCACCGAGUGCUCAGCUUGACAGCUCAGUCCACGGCGCUCCAUACACUUUACGGAUCUCCCGCUGGCACUCUUGUUGUGGUCGACACUAAUCUAUCCUGCGACAUAAUAGACUGUUCGACGGGUACGAUGGAGCAGAUGGUGGAAGAUUUUCGCGUACAAGGUGGUUUGUCAUGUAAACAAGAUUCGCUGCUGGCUUCCCGCUCCCGUGUAAUGACCACGGGCAUUCACGUAGCGCUGCAAAUACCAAGGCUUAGGACCUUGCAGUCUCUUCACUACGAUUGGAAAAAAGCUUGCGAUAAGUAUUUGCGCAAAUCUAUAACUGCAUCUUUCGUCGAGGACGAACAGGAAAUGUCAGAAGCGAAUAAGCCGGACGACAUGGCGGUUGCUGAAGCGGCGGCCGAGGCAUUAGAAGGGAGGGUGUCGCUUUGGAUAUACAAUAGUUGCGCCUCCGCCAUGCGGGUCGGACAAGAGGACACCGAUGAAGUCGUACCACUUGGGCCUGGCGCUAGAUUGGCUUAUAGAUGGCGCAGUCCAACGGCUCCGAAAAGGCUUCGUCUUGCACUGGCUGGUCCUACAGCAGACUGGCGCUGGUCUGACAGCAUACCUUUCUUGGCGGGCGUUCGCCGUGUAAAGAUCGAUACUCCAGACCCAGGGAACAGCAAGCAGUUCUCAUGUUCAAAAGCCUACGUUCACGUGAAGGUCGAAGAGACAGGAGCCACCAGGAACAUGCAUCUCUCUGGCAGAUUGGUACUGGCUAAUAUGCUGCGAGCUGCCCUCCUGUACAAAGUUCGUGCUCACUCAGCUGAAGCUUCGCAAUGGCGCACGGUGUGCUCGGGCGAGAUGGCGUCAGAAACAGUCGGUCGUAGCGUAAUCUGCAGUACCGAGUGUGAAAUGGUGUUGAAAAUAAAGCUGAGGUCACACAAUACAUGCUGGUCGGGCGACAUACCGCUCAAGGAGUGUCCUAAAGAAAACGUGCCAUGGCUGGUCAAAGUACCAACGGAAGGAGAAACCCAAUUUGUGUCAGUGUGGUGCCGUGUGGUGCGCGGGCGCAAUGAUGGACGUAUACUCGCUACUAUGUGGCCUCUAUACGUGUUACAUUCACAUCUGCCGCUAGAUGCAGAGGUGCUAAUAGUAACAGAAUCGACGUUGACAACAACAACAACAACAACUACAACAAAAACAUCGGAGGACCAGUCUCCGGCGCAGAUGCAGCUGCCGCCGAUGCUACAGACCGCCCAGGGUCGAGGGUCCAGCACACACUUACAGGCGCCUGGCACCACCUCCGCCAGACACAGUCUGUCCUUCCAAUACAAGGAUAUUGAGUGCCCAGUGACGAGGGAGGCGGUGCCCUUACACUACGGUGUGACCGACACUUCCGUAUUUGACAAACGAUCACCUGUACUCAACAUCGAUGACGUCAUCAAGGACAUCUUGCGAUGGUUGAAGCGCUCGGCCCGUGGUGCAAAAUCCAAAUGGCCGUAUUCCGUAGCGACAAGUCACUGGAACAAGGAAUGGGUGGCCGCCACACUGCAGCCACGGUGUGAUGUCACUGUGCGUUACCACGCCGUUCGAGCUGGUGGCGGCUGCAGCCUGGAGAUCCAGUUAUGUCCAAUGGCGCUGAUGUGUAACUCCACCCCCAUAUCUCUUACACUCCGCGCAUACGACGCCGCACCGCUCUGCAAGCUCGACCCUGGCACUGCUAUAUCACCACCCACUAUCAUCAUCAAGAAACCAUUCUUUAUAUCGGUGGAGAUGGGUCGCGAGACGUUUGUGAGCAGUCAACUACAAGUGUCGGCCGAAGAUCCUGGUCGAUACGGUACUCCACCGCCCGGACAUGUGGCGCUCGACCACGCCACUAACUUCGCUAUAGUCUGCAACCAGAAGGUUGCACUGCUGACCCUGUACUACGAGAUCAAAAAGGAAAUCAACGUGCUGGGCGUGUCCGCCUCAUAUGUACUCAUAAACAGGCUUGACACGGAACUCUUGGUUUCAGCUUUAGCAGUUCCAAACGACGUGGAUGAGUUCAUAACACUGCGCCCCAAGGCAUUCAAAGUAGUCCUACCUGUCAAAGAUGGAAGUGUCCACGGCACGCCUCUGACUCGCUUCUGGUUGCACGGGCGCUGGCAAGGCGGCGACCCGUCGGAACUGCGCACGUACGUGUGCCUGUCCUUGUCUUCCGGGACGUAUCCGACAAGGGCGCCAGUACCCAUCCGGCUCGGAGAGCAACCGCUACGACGAGCCGUAGCUCUAAUUGACUCGUCUAUGCAAUCCGUGCCAAUAGUAGUGACACAGAUAAAGAGCGACGACCGUUGGCUGGUGGUGGUGGCGCCGGAUCCGUGUCCACAGUUCCUCGUCCACAAUCAUACUCGACUUACCUUAGCCGUCGCACAGCCGGUACAUCUCACUGACGAACCGUCCACUUCAAAUACUGAGCCGGUAACAGAAUGCGCGGGGACUCGGUGGUGGUGUGUGAUGCCACCUAAUGCGGCGAUCCAUUAUUCCACUCCUGCGCAUUGUGCCCGCUUUCCUCCCGAAGGAAUGCCAGCGACAUCUAUCGUUUCUUGUUACCUCACAUUUGCUAAAGGCAAAGACGAGUUAGAACAGGAGUGGUGUUCACCAGUAGUAGCCGCGGAUGGAGAGCAUCUCCUACAGUACUCCGGCGGCAUCACCAUCAAGCUGCGCGUGCGCACCCAUCCACAUUCCACGCUGCUCGAACUACAAGACGUUGACCAUAAUGACAUAUCAGCGAGUGACAUCAGACGCCGUUUAUUAGGAGCUUUCGAGAGCGAUGAAUCUGUUCGCAAGGUCACAGAUGUCGCCAGUUUGGAGAGAGUGGGUGCUGCUUGCCGAGUACACUCUGCAGACGAUUCGAUGGACAACGCCCGUAAAAAGUCUAUAAACCGGGAGGAUCUGUACUCGGCUUCAGUUGUAGAAAGCUCGCCUAGCCGCAUGAUUCGAAAUUCAACCGUCAUCUUCACAUCGGACACUAACUUCCAGAACCAAGAUUUUGAUCCUGAUAUUGAAAAGAUGGAUGAUACUGGAGAAAAUGCCGACCGGUUCCGCUGCAUUAUCGCAGGCGUCUCUGUGGAACUGUCCGCUGCCUCUGAUGUGAUGCCUCUACUUGCGGUGCACCUCGACCGCACAGCGUUACUCGUGCAGUCUGAUAGCAAGAAAGUAAAAACAGUCAUAUCGGUUGCGGACGCGCAGAUCGAUAACUUGCAGUAUGAGACGGGACAGUAUGAUUUCGCAGUGAUUGCUAGCACUCGCUCGGAGCCCCUGGAGCCUGAUCAGUGGCCGCCAUUGUGGAACAUGUUCGCUGAACGAAACACUUUCGCCGCUAGAGCCGACAUAGCCAAAUUCGAACUAAGGCUACAGCAUGAUAAGUGGGAAGUCGUCAACAACAGACAUGAAGAAUUGACGGAGGUGGACUUAAGAAUAGGCACGCUGGCACUGUACGUGGAGGACGCGUAUGUGAAGGCUUUAGUAGACAUGUCUCAACUAUUGCUACCCUCGUCAAGUACUAUCGACAAGGGCUCGCUAAGCGAGGAGAGGUCCAUACAGAGACCAAUUCGCCUCAGGGUGUUGCACAUCCACCCACUCGAUCUCACUUUGACGCUUCAUACUGCAGUGCGAAUGUACAUAGCUCUAGAUCAGAGUCCGCUGCGACUGAGUGCGUUUAAACUUCAUGACAUGAUGACGUCAGCGGAGCGGCUCACGCAUGCGCUCACCGUGCACUACCUGUCUGCCGCCAUAUUGGGAGCAGGUUGGGUAGUUGGUGGUCUUGAAUUAUUGGGUGCGCCUGGAGCCCUCGCGGCGCGAUUGGGUGGUGCUACGGGAGGUGUGAGGGGCGUCGCCUCCGCUGCUGCAGCGGCGUUGCUUCGUUCACUAAGCGCAUGGGCAGGGUCCUUGGCGAGGAACUUGGACCUGCUAGCUGGUGAUGAAGAGCAUGCAAGGAGAGCGGCGGCGGCCAGGAGGAAACCACCUCCCAGCUUCGUAGCAGGACUCGUCGCUGGCAUCACUAACUUCGCAAUUAAUAUACUUGGUGCUGUCGGUGGUCUAGCCCAUCACCCACUAGUAGGGGUGGCAGUGGGCGAGACGGAGAGUGGUGCGGUGGCGCUACGCCGCGGUAUCCUCGGAGCGCUCACCAAACCGCUCAGCGCUACUGCUGACCUUGUAGCGUACGCCGGCUCCGGCCUUCUCCGCCAGACUGGCUGGGAUCCUAUACCAGAGCCCCGACGGACAUCGUCAUCGAUCCAGCCACGCUCGCAGCCUGGCUGGCACAGAGACUGCGUGCGCUGGGUGUUCCGUAUUUGCGAACUGUCUGCAUUCACCGGGUUCGAAGUACUGUUAGAUAACGCGCCAUUACAACUGCUAAUCACACAUAAGGUCCUGAUCGUGGCUGAACCUGAGUCUGAGCGCAUCGUGGAGAUGAUCGACUUAAGAUUCUGCACCCUGAGCCCCUACCAAGGACAUAUAAUUGAGCUGUGCGUGAUGCAGAGAAGACAGCCUAAGUUGCUGGAGACCAGGGUUCCUGAUGAAGAUGAGGAAUUCCAGAUAAGCGCGGCAGCGAUGGCUCGCGUGGCGCGGUACACCGGCGCAGAAGGGAGUGCAACCGCAGAGUCUCGAGUGCUCUCUCUCCUGCCGCCGCCGAGAAAGUCUUACGCGCUCCACGCAGCUCUGGCCGCAGCUCUACACCAUAACAGCGACUCACACUUCCCCAUACUAUGACCCCAACGACCCCAUUUUGAACGGUCCAAGAGAAAUAAAGCUUGGGACUCAGAGGUACGUGCAAAAAUCCGUCAAACAUAUAGAAACUAUUAAUAUAUAAACGGCCUAAUUUAUAAUUAGCACGCACUUCUAAAAUCCAAGUGUUAAUUAAGUUAUUAUUAUGAUUUAUUUAUGUUCUUCACAUUUAGUUGUAUAUAUCAAUGACAGCUACUGCCACUUUCAUAAUUACACGUUUAUAUGUACAUAGUGAAUAUACGUAUAUGUUCUGACAUGAUAUACAUACUAAUGUCGUGUAGUAUACACACUAUAAAAUAAUUUGUUGUUUAAAUUAUAAACCUUUUUUUUUAUUUACCAAUAAAUCGAUGUGCGAUUGGUUAGAAUAGCACUAUUAUUCAUAUAAUUUUUCUUACAAUGAUUGACACGAAAGUUGCGUUAUAUGCUUUACAUUACGAGAGAAUGGUUUUAAGUCUUAUUGCCCCCAAAUAUAAACAGGUCUGGGAAAUCCUACAAAGAAACUGCCAAGAUGUAAAAAAACCCCGCCAAUCAUAACAUUGUUUACAGUCACUAAGAUAACUCUGAAAUAAACACAAUAAAGUCUUCCAAGAACAUUUUCCCGACGCAUUUUUUAUGUAAUAGAUAUACUUUUAGUGCAGUCACUCAGUCUUCCGGUCCUGCGACGACAGCGUAUCGCGAUACCCUUAAUAGCAAUACUAGUAAAUUAUAUAUUCCCGUAUGUUUACACGGCAAAUCCCACGCAUUGACAUUUACUUAUAACAUAGAUUUUCUUUCAUACAUGUAUACAUCUUAAAGUUCAUAAAUCAUUAAGCAACGAAAGGCCCUCAAUUAAAGCAAUAUAGAUACAAUAAACUAGAUUAUUUUCACCAGUACAAUUUAUAUUCAUUGUCAAUAAUAAUGAACAAUUU
Molecule: messenger RNA, 12952 nt
Organism: Spodoptera exigua (beet armyworm)
Lineage: Eukaryota; Metazoa; Arthropoda; Insecta; Lepidoptera; Noctuidae
Source: the annotation of a GenBank genome assembly